AUGGGUGUGAGAAAGCAGAUCCGAAAGGACGGUGAUGGUCGGACAUUUCCGAAGAAGGGAGACAAGUUAAAGAUGCACUACGUUGGAACUUUUGCCAACACGGGCGAGGUAUUCGACUCCUCUCGCGGCAAAGAGCCCAUCGAAUUCACGGUGGGCGUUGGACAGGUGAUUAGAGGAUGGGAUGAGGGUGUCAUGCAGAUGUCGAAGGGUGAGCAUGCCAUCUUGGAGAUUACGUCGGACUUUGCGUACGGCCGAGCCGGAGUCAGGGGACUGAUCCCACCCAACGCAAACUUGGUGUUCGAGGUUGAGCUAUUGGAGGUCGGCAAUCCCAAGGAUGCCAUGGAUCAUGCACUGUCCUGUGCAUGCUACGCAGGUGUCGCGAUCCUUGUGCUGAAAGUCUGUGGUUGCGUUUGA
Molecule: messenger RNA, 414 nt
Organism: Symbiodinium natans
Lineage: Eukaryota; Dinophyceae; Suessiales; Symbiodiniaceae
Source: the annotation of a GenBank genome assembly